AUGUCCUACUCAUUCCCUCAGGCGACUCCCUCCUUCCCCUCCCAACACCCCUACGGCGACAACUACUGGCGCGCAGCGAGCCGCAGUCCUAAUGGCAGAUUACCAGGUUACGGUCUCUCAGGACAGCCCACCGGCCUACCGAGCCCAAACCGCCUAAGCCCAUUCCUCAAUAACAAUCGCGCAACCCUCCCGCUGUACAAAGACAAGCCAUACUUCGCUCCCAAGCGCACGGGGCCGAGGAGUAGACGGCGCAAGGCUCUAUACGGUGGGAUAGCUCUCUUUAUCUUGAUGGUCCUGUGGUAUUGUUUGUCUGGGCCGACAUGGAAUGGCAGAGUCAAGACGCCUGAUUCAGCAAAGGGAGCGGAGCUUUGGGAGUGGGUGCAAGGUUUGGAGAAGGAGGGAUCAGACAAGAGUGGGAAGCAGAAGAAUGUCGAUUGGGAUGCCCGGAGGGAGAGGGUUAGAGAUGCGUUUAUUGUGAGCUGGGAUGGGUAUGAAAAGUAUGGAUGGGGCUUCGACGAGUUUUCGCCGAUUGCCAAAAAGGGAACACAUAUGAUCCCGGGUGGAUUGGGGUAUAUCAUCGUCGAUGCACUGGAUACGAUGAUGAUAAUGAACCUCACAUCGCGAGUUCAGCACGCACGCGACUGGAUUCAGAACUCGCUGCACUAUGACCAAGAUAGUCAGGUGAACACGUUCGAGACGACCAUUCGCAUCUUGGGCGGUCUCUUGUCAGCGCACUACAUAUCAACAAAAUACCCGAAUCUAGCCCCAAUCUCUGAUGACGAUACUGGCUCGCCUGGAGAGGACUUGUAUAUCGAGAAGGCGGCGGACCUCGCGGAUCGGUUGCUGGGAGCGUUUGAUUCUCAGUCCGGCGUGCCAUUUGCGGGAGUGAAUCUCAACACAUCGGAGGGUGUGGUGUCACAGCUCAACGGCGGAGCUUCUUCGACAGCGGAGGCGACUGCGUUGCAGCUUGAGUUCAAGUACCUUGCUAAGUUGACAGGCGAGUCGGAAUACUGGCAGGUGGCAGAGAAAGUGAUGCAAGUUGUUGACAACCAGAAGGUGGAAGAUGGUCUGGUACCGGCCUACAUUCACCCAGAUGGCAAAUUCCGAGGUGAAAGUAUCAGUGUGGGAAACCGGGGAGAUUCAUAUUAUGAAUAUCUCAUCAAGCAGUACCUGCAAACAUCGGAGCUCAUCUACAAGGACAUGUGGGACCAGUCUUUGAUGGGCAUUCGCAAGCAUCUUGUCACGUACAGUCAACAGGCACAACUGACAAUAUUGGGCGAACGACCGGACGGACUUCGUGGCUCGUUAAUUCCCAAAAUGGAUCACCCGACGUGCUUCCUUCCGGGAACAAUAGCUCUGGGAGUGACGGGGGGUUUGCCAUUGUCUGACGCGAAGAAAUCUCCAGAAUGGUCACGACGACAAGACGAGGAGAUGCUGCUGGCUCAAGAACUCAUGAAGACAUGCUGGGCAACGUACUUGACCACAAAGACGGGAUUAGCGCCGGAGAUUGCAUCUUUCGCAACGGACCAACCUCCAAAGACAAUGACCGAUAUGUACCCUCCUUCAUUGCCUCUGAAGUCGGUAUCCCAGUCGCUCGAUACGGAAGACAAGUCACAAUCGGGUUGGCGAGCGGACAUCCAGCUCCAGAACAUGGAACUGUAUAAUCUGCAACGACCAGAGACAAUCGAAUCACUUUUCUACAUCUACCGAAUUACUGGAGACGAAACCUACCGGGAGUGGGGAUGGGAGAUAUUCAAGUCCUUCAUGAAGCAUACUCCAGUAGUCGAAUACGACAACCACUACCGCUUUACUUCUCAACACAAACGCAGCGAUGGCACUGCAUCGUCAUCGCCAUCGUCGGGACGUAUUGUGGGAUUCACAUCGCUGGACAAUGCGAAUAUCGUCCCUCCCCUUCGACGAGAUAACAUGGAGGGAUGCUGGUUGUCGGAGACACUCAAGUACUUCUAUCUCUUAUUCUCAGAUAGAGAGUUCAUUCCUCUCGAGGACCAUGUGUUUAACACCGAAGCGCAUCCGUUCCCGCGGUUCCAGCCUAGUGGGGAGUUGAGGACUGGGUGGAAGCGACAGGAGCGGUGA
Aspergillus chevalieri is the source of this 2094-nucleotide messenger RNA. It is a transcript of the gene MNS1, whose product is annotated as glycoside hydrolase family 47 protein. The transcript is spliced from 3 exons. Bases 1 to 2094 code for a protein of 697 amino acids. Gene Ontology annotation, cellular component: membrane; endoplasmic reticulum. Gene Ontology annotation, molecular function: calcium ion binding; mannosyl-oligosaccharide 1,2-alpha-mannosidase activity. Gene Ontology annotation, biological process: N-glycan processing; carbohydrate metabolic process. The record is from RefSeq and is a predicted model, not a curated record. NCBI's taxonomy places the organism in Eukaryota, Fungi, Ascomycota, Eurotiomycetes, Eurotiales, Aspergillaceae.